This is a messenger RNA of Drosophila ficusphila, 2338 nucleotides long. It is a transcript of the gene Traf4, whose product is annotated as TNF receptor-associated factor 4. The coding region runs from base 226 to 1686 and encodes 486 amino acids. Gene Ontology annotation, cellular component: plasma membrane signaling receptor complex. Gene Ontology annotation, biological process: regulation of canonical NF-kappaB signal transduction; positive regulation of JNK cascade; tumor necrosis factor-mediated signaling pathway. Gene Ontology annotation, molecular function: zinc ion binding; protein binding. The transcript is spliced from 2 exons. The record is from RefSeq and is a predicted model, not a curated record. NCBI's taxonomy places the organism in Eukaryota, Metazoa, Arthropoda, Insecta, Diptera, Drosophilidae.
UCGACGAAAACGGUUCGUAUCCGUGAAGUUCGCAUCUAAACGGAGAAAAAGAUAAACGAUGCGCGUGCGCCGUGUGAAUUUCGCAAAGUUUUGAAACAGUCAAGAUCUGUGUGAUGUGCCUAUAAACAGUGAAUAUUAGCAAUCAGCUAGCAAGACAAGACCUCAAACCUGCCAAUUGAAACACUUUUGGAUUAGUUUCAAAGCAAACAAACAAACACAAACAAUAUGGUUCGCAGUUUGGCCCAGUGGACGAAGACGCUGAGUUUUCCCUCGCGCCUCUCGCCGAAUCGCAACUCCAAGGACUGCUCCACUCUGGCAGGUCCUGCCCCACCACCCACUCCGCCCCGCAACAAGACGACCUCGGGCAGUGGCAAUUGCGCCACCUCGAGAUCCUCCUCCUCGACGGUGUCCUCCUCGCACUCGUCCUCCCACAGUUCACCCACUCCCGGAAACAACAACAACAACAUGCCCAUCACGGAACUGGAACAGAUUAUAUAUCCUGGCCCCGAUCCGAAGCACAUCAUGGGCUCCCUGGUGUUCUGCAUCCACCACAAGCAGGGCUGCAAAUGGUCCGACGAGCUGCGCAAGCUGAAGGCCCACCUGAACACCUGCAAGCACGACGCCACCCAGUGCCCCAACAAGUGCGGCGCCCAGAUCCCGCGCAUCAUGAUGACCGACCACCUGCAGUACACCUGCACGAUGCGGCGGACCCGGUGCGAGUUCUGCCAGAGCGAGUUCUCCGGCGCCGGGCUCGAGGAGCACAACGGCAGCUGCGGCCAGGAGCCGGUCUACUGCGAGGCCAAGUGCGGCCAGCGGGUGCUCCGCGGCAGGAUGACCCUGCACAAGUCGAAGGACUGCGCCAAGCGACUGCGCCGCUGUGCCCACUGCCAGCGGGAGUUCUCCGCCGACACUCUGCUCCUUCACGCCGCCCAGUGUCCACGGGCUCCGCUGGCCUGUCCGCAGCGCUGCGACGCGGGUCCGAUUGCCCGCGGCGAGCUGGAGGCCCAUCUGCGGGACGAGUGCCAGUCGCUGGCCGUGCCCUGCAGCUUCAAGGAGGCGGGCUGCCGCUUCAAGGGCCCCCGCCAGAUGCUGGAGGCCCAUCUGGAGAGCAAUGCCGCCGCCCAUCUCUCGCUGAUGGUGGCGCUGAGCUCGCGGCAGGGACAGCAGAUCCAGAUGCUCAAGUCGGCGGUGUCCAAGCUGUCGAUCAACUACACCGGCACUCUGCUGUGGAAGAUCACCGACUGGUCGGCCAAGAUGGCCGAGGCGCGGGGCAAGGACGGACUGGAGCUGGUCUCGCCGCCCUUCUACACCUCCCAGUAUGGCUACAAGCUGCAGGCCUCCAUGUUCCUCAACGGCAACGGACCUGGGGAGAACACACACGUAUCCGUGUACAUCAAGGUCCUGCCCGGGGAGUACGACGCCCUGCUAAAGUGGCCCUUCUCGCACUCCAUCACCUUCACGCUGUUCGAGCAGGGCGCCCAAAGUGGCCAGGGCGGCGUGGCGGAGUCCUUCGUUCCGGACCCCACCUGGGAGAACUUCCAGAGGCCGUCGAACGAGCCCGAUCAGCUGGGCUUCGGCUUCCCGCGCUUCAUCUCCCACGAACUCCUGCACAGCCGACCCUUCAUCAAGGGCGACACGGUGUUCCUGCGCGUCAAGGUGGAUCCCAGCAAGAUAGUGGCCGUCUAGGUGCACUUAAAUCCACUUAGAUAUCUAAGACACUUACUCGCCUUGUGUAAAUACCGUGUAUUUAAGUGUGCGAGUGAGGCCCUUAGCCUAGCCCGUAGUCUAGCCCGUUUCAGUCCCAGCGGCGGCUUCAGGCGAUGUUGGCCAGCAGGCGCUAACUGGCCUUGGAACGCCGACCGCUGGGCCACUGCGUCAUAGUCAUACAUACUAUCGUUUCGUUUAGGUUUUUGCAGUGCUGGAAUUAAACCAAAGCAUACUUACGCAUAGAUUUAGAUACACUAAGAGCUCGCUCGUUCAGUUCAUCCAUAAUUGUACGCCUAAGUUCGUGUCUUAAGUCUUUUGUUUAGAGAUUUGUAUUAUUGCGCGCGAUGCGAUCACUUUCAAAAGAUCUUCAAACUAGACCGUACGCUCAAAAUCAGUUAGACCAUAAGUUGCAUGUACAUAGCGUUAGAAUGCGGAGCAGCCGCAGCAACCGCAAGCCUAGUUCUAGAUGUAGCACCUAGUUAGUAGCCUAAGCCAACGCAUUAGUCAUUAGUACCAUCAACACGAACAUAAACAUGAGAAUCCAAGUUUCAACAUAGUCAAAUAAGUUUAUGUUUAAAAGCUACGAAGUCAAACAUACAAUAAAACGAAGUAAUUUAAAUGCAAAUAACAA